UUCAGUCUCUCUCUUGCUUUGUGCCAGCAGCGCAAGAUCAGGCAGCCGGGCCGCGACUGCAACAUCUGGCUCUUCGAUCGGGAGUGGAUGCCGGCACACCUGUCGGUGCGCGACCGAGUGGUGCUGGUAGAAGCCGAGCUGGACUUCACCAUCACGAUGCUGCAGCUCUCCACCCACCCUGGCUUCACCAAGAUGCGCCAGCGGCCCCUGGACUUCCUCACCCACGCCCGGGAGCAUCUGCGGGGCUGUGUGUCUCCCUCACAUCAGCCCUCGGGGGAAGUGAGCCAGUGGCUGCAGAGCCUGCAGGAGGCCAUGGGAAGGGAGAACAUCGGCUGCCUGCAGGACUACGCCGUCCGCCACGUCCUCGAGGUGCUGGAAGACCUGAAGUGCACUGCCCUGCAGGAGCGAUGCUCUUAGCCCCCACCACCGGCCCCAAAGGACACCCCAAGGACUGGGAAAAACAACUGCUAUUGCAUCGCUGGACUGUACUUCCUAUUUAAGCCUUUUUUCUUACUCAUGUGGGCUCAGAGAACAAUUCUUUUUCACAAUCUUUUAAAUUAUUGGCAUUUAUUGUGUACUUAUAAAUGUCUCAGGGGGAGGUGAAGAAAUGCUCCUCCUGAAAGAAUGGGAAAUGAACGUAUUUAUUGGAUAUCUU
Myiozetetes cayanensis is the source of this 655-nucleotide messenger RNA. Its product is annotated as interferon lambda-3-like. Lineage: Eukaryota; Metazoa; Chordata; Aves; Passeriformes; Tyrannidae. Gene Ontology annotation, molecular function: cytokine activity. The transcript has 4 exons. The record is from RefSeq and is a predicted model, not a curated record. The coding region runs from base 88 to 417 and encodes 109 amino acids. Gene Ontology annotation, biological process: defense response to virus; cell surface receptor signaling pathway via JAK-STAT; positive regulation of immune response.